Drosophila mojavensis is the source of this 4896-nucleotide messenger RNA. It is a transcript of the gene kek5, whose product is annotated as leucine-rich repeat-containing protein 24. The transcript is spliced from 5 exons. Bases 1319 to 4129 code for a protein of 936 amino acids. The record is from RefSeq and is a predicted model, not a curated record. Gene Ontology annotation, molecular function: protein binding. Lineage: Eukaryota; Metazoa; Arthropoda; Insecta; Diptera; Drosophilidae.
CUCGGCUCUUUGCAGCAAUUGUUGAUGGUGUUGUUGGUGUUGGUGUUGUUGGUGUUGUUGUUGAUUCUUUUGCCGAUGCAGUCAGCUGCUGUGCUAUGCGCCCGCUCGCCCACAUUUGGAGUCGAUUAGGCGCCUAAUGAGCGCGCGCACUAACACAGUCGCACUCGAGCGCAAUCGCCGAGCCAUCAUCAUCGUCAUCUUCAUCAUCAUCAUCAGCAUCGUCAACUAGUUUGAAGCGGCGCCGCAACAAGUUUUGCAAAGUUAACCAAGUGAACCGACCGUGCAAUACGCUGCUCAAUGUAUCGCCAUCAGCAGCACCGUCAACGUCCACAUCAACGUCAACGUGAACGCCAGCUUCAGCGUCUGCGUCUGCGUCAGCGCCAGCGCCAAUGCUGUUGUCGCCAGCUAACGGUCACAGUGUAAAGUGAACGAACAACAACAACAACAAUAAGAACGCCCUCUGCUCGCCAGCAACAGCAACAACAACAACAACAACAACAACAACAAAUCAAAAUACACUUCGACCCUGCGGACAUUUUAAAGCACCAACUAGCACCUCGCCGCGCCGCACUUCGGGCCGCUCAUCAAGUUCUUUUCAAUUUUGAUUCGCUGCAGUGCGCAUCGAACGUCAACGUCAGCGUCAGCGAGGAGCUGGCUGCACCAGCAGAAACAGCUGAUUAACAUGUUGUUCGGGCCGAACGGCUGGCAACUGCACUGCUAAUUGCGAGAGUUUAGAGGCAACCCGCAACAACAACGACAACAAAGCGAAGCAGCAAGAACAGCGGCAGCAGGAGCAGAAGGUAGAAACCGAGAGCUGAGAAGAGCAAAAACAACAGCAAAACAAAGGAAUAAAAGGGCGCACUAAUUAAUCACAGUUAGGUCUGCUACGAGCAGCGGCUACAACAACAACAAAGUGAAGACCAGCUGGAACUGAAAAUAAAGGCGAGCGAAAGAGACAGACGUAUAGAGCGCGAAUAAACAAUAAGAGCGCGCCUGACCUGUAAACGCGCGCAGCUUACAGUUAUAAGCGAAGCCUAAAAGUAGAAGACAGUAUUAGGUCAGCCAAGGAAAACGAGCGUAUGUGUGUGAACACUUAUACGUAUAAGACAUAAGAACUAUUAACAAGUGACUUGAAGCAAAAUAGCCAUAAGUUUUACUUAUACUUCGCCUAUACGGCUGGAAGUAUUCGUAUAAGACGCAGGGCAGAAAUAAGAGACGUAUACCAAUUUAUACGUGCGUAAGCAGGACAGUAUAUGACGCAUUGAUUGGUCAGCUGUCAGCAAUUGAAUAGAACUCUCAGAAUAAAAUACUUAACAGAAUGUUAACGCGAUCGGUGUUACGUCUGCUGUUAGCAGCUAUGCUGCUGUUAACGCUAGCAGCGCAAUCGCUUGGCCACAGAGAUUGGAUGCAGAACUGCAGCAAUUGCCAUUGCCAUUGGAACUCGGGCAAGAAGAGCGCCGACUGCAAGGGCAAGAAGCUGACAAAGAUUCCGCAGGACAUGAGCAACGAGAUGCAGGUGGUGGACUUCUCACAGAACCAAAUACCCGAGCUGCGACGCGAGGAAUUCCAGGUGGCAGGCCUACAGAAUUUACAUAAGAUCUACUUGCGCAACUGCACGAUACAAGAGGUGAACCGCGACGCGUUCAAGGGACUGCCCAUACUGAUCGAGCUGGACUUGUCGAGCAAUCACAUAAAGCACCUGCACCCGAGCACAUUCGAAGGGGUGGAGAAGCUGCGCAUCGUCAACAUCAACAACAACGAGAUCGAAGUUCUCGAAAGCGGCUUGUUUGUCAAUUUGCCCUUUCUGUCGCGCGUCGAGUUCAACAACAACCGCUUGAAGCAGGUGCAGCUGAAUGUGUUUGGGGGUCCGCUGACCUCCAUUUCGCUGGAACAGAAUCAGCUGACGCACUUGAACAAGGAAACGUUCGCCAACCUGCCCAAGUUGACGUAUCUCUCACUGCAGGGCAACGCAUGGAACUGCAGCUGCGAGCUGCAGGAGUUCCGGGACUUUGCCAUAGCCAGGCGACUCUUCACACCGCCCACCGACUGCCGGGAGCCGCCUCAGUUGCGGGGCAAGCUGUGGAGUGAAGUGCCGUCGGAGAACUUUGCCUGCCGGCCCCGCAUACUCGGCUCAGUGCGCUCCUUCGUCGAGGCCAACCACGAUAACAUCACGCUGCCCUGCCGCAUCGUCGGCACACCCCGACCCAACGUCACAUGGAUCUACAACAAGCGGCAACUGAACCCGAAUCCCAACGACCAGCACUUGCGCAUACUGAACUCGGUGGGCGAGCAGGUCAACGGAAAGCAGCCACCUGUCCAGGUGUUGACCUCAGAGCUGCGCAUCUACGGCGUAAGGAACUCGGACAAGGGCGCCUACAUAUGCGUCGCGGACAACCGAGGAGGCAAGGCGGAGGCCGAGUUCCAGCUGCUGGUCAAUGGCGACUAUCUGGGAGCAGCAGCUGCCUCCGACGGCCUGGCCGGCAUCAGUGGAGCCAUUGGCGCCUCAACCAGCGAUCCACAGACGAGCAUCAUCUUAGUGAUCUGUGUGAUAGCGACGACAUUUCUCGUGCUGCUCAUCUUUGCGGUGCUGAUUCUGUUCUGGUACUGUCGUCGGGUGAAGACCUAUCAGAAGGACAACACAAUGAUGAGCGGCGAUGGCUUGAUCUCCUGCAAGCUGGACAAGACCCACAACAGCUCGAUGCUGGAAGGCUCUGUGAUCAUGGAGAUGCAGAAGAGUCUGCUCAACGAGGUGAACCCGGUUGAGAAGCCACCGCGACGCACUGAUAUCGAGAGUGUCGAUGGUGGAGACGACGGACACGAGAUCAAGAAGACCCUGCUCGAUGAAACGGCAUACGCCAAUCACACACGCGAUGACGAAACGCACUCGGUGGCGCUGUCAGACACGACGACCACGCCCCGUUCGCGACACGCCUACGUGGACGAUGCGUACGGUAAUAGCUUGCCACCGGACCUGCUGGCCUUUCCGGCCCGUGUGCCACCCACCUCGCCCUCGAUGCAGUCCUCGCAGUCGAACAUACCCGAUCAGGUGAUCUACGGCAUACGCUCCCCACCGCCACCGCUGACCAGUCCCGUCUACGCGCACAUGACGCCCCACGGCAUCUACGGCACCACCACCACCACGAUGGCGGCCCACAACGGCUUCAUGACUCUGCAGCACCCCAAGUCUCGCAAUCUCGCACUCAUCGCCACCGCCAACAGUCGCCACCAGCAGCAGCAGCAGCAACACCUGGCCGCGGCACUGCACCAUCAGCCAUCCGGCUCCUCCUCCGCCUCGCCCUUCUUGCCAGCGCCCGUUGUCUACUCGCCGGCCUCCAGUGCCGUCGUGAUGAAGCAGGGCUACAUGACCAUUCCACGCAAGCCGCGCGUGCCCAGCUGGGCGCCGAGCACAUCCAAUGCGGCUGCCGCAGCGGCUGCUGCUGCCGCUGCCGCCGCUCAGCACCAGCUCGGCGAGUUCCAGUCGCCCACUUCGCCGAAUCCCAGCGAAACGGGCACGGCGACCACUGUGGAGCUGCAAGCGGAACCGGUCUACGAUAAUCUGGGACUGCGCACAACGGCGGGCGGCAAUUCGACAUUGAAUUUGCACAAGGCACAGGGUGGCGGCGGGUCACAGGGUGCUCAGCAGCAGCAGCAACAGCAACAGUAUACAAUGCGCGAUCGGCCAUUGCCAGCCACGCCCAGCUUGACAUCGGUGGCCUCGGCCACAGCCAGCAAGAUUUACGAGCCCAUACACGAGCUAAUACAACAGCAAGCACAGCAGCAGCAAGCACAACAACAACAGCAACAACAGCAACAGCAGCAACAGCAACAGCACUUAUACAAUUCGGAUACGGAACCGUUAUAUGGCGGACGUCAUUACGGUAUUACGAUAUUGCCCGGCUCGAGCAUUAGCGGCGCUGGCUUGAAUUCGCCUGGUGCUGCUGCGGCAGCUGCGCCAAUGGCUAUGGGAGCGCAGGGGACGCCCGGGGGCGAUUCGCCAAAAAUGGCAAAGAUACCGCCCAGGCCGCCGCCAAAGCCCAAGAAGAAAAUGUCCGUCACGGCGACGCGCAGCGGCCAGGGCAGCACAAGUCAGCUGUUCGAUGACGAGGGCGAAGACGGCACCGAGGUUUAAUUUGGCAUAAAUGAACACACAGACAGAUGCCCCAACACCCUCCCCCUCCCCUUUUAACACUCUCUCUCACUCUCUACCCCUGCCCCUCAACUAGAAAGCGAAUUCAUUUGAAAUUGCCUUUAGCCCCAGCAAAUUGUAAAGAUGAUCUUAAAAUGGCCGAGAGAGAGAAUUAAACAAAAUGGCCGACAGCAGAGCUUCACUCUUAACAGCGACAGCUGCUCAUUCUGCACUGCUAAGACAGCAUAACUCCACUCUUAACAGCGAUAGCUGCUCAAUCUGCACUGCUAAGACAGCAGAGCUUUACUCUUAGCAGCGAAAGCACUGUUAGAGCCACAAUUGCAACAGCAGCUGCGCAGCAGGAGAGCCAGACAGCAGCGGGUUGUCCUGCUCUGCCUGCUUGCUUAUUACACACACACUCUCUCCUUCUCUGAUCCACAGCGUGUGGAUCUGUCUAUCGCACGUGCCGCUAAGCGCGUGCCUUGUGUGCCAAACCGACUGAUGUAGAAUUUAGUAAUUAAAGCGAGAAACGAUACGAAACACAACACACACACAAACGCAACAGCAAAUCAAAGAAGACGAACAUGUGCAGCGCCAGCAGCAGAAGCAGCGACGCCAGCAGCAGCACCGACGCCUGCAGCAGUGGCAGCGACAGCAACAGCUGAUAUGCCCCACAGGGUGAACCAGGCAAAUAGAUAUUGAACAAAAAGGACAGUACGUAAAAAAGUAAAUAAAAAGAAAAAAACAACAAAAACAAGAAUACAAAAAUA